Closterium sp. Yama58-4 is the source of this 2421-nucleotide messenger RNA. The record is from the annotation of a GenBank genome assembly. NCBI's taxonomy places the organism in Eukaryota, Viridiplantae, Streptophyta, Zygnematophyceae, Desmidiales, Closteriaceae.
AUGGAGUGGGGUGGCGACGAUGAGGACCUCUCUCUCUUCGACGCAGACGACGACGAUUUCCGCGAAGCUGCCGAAGUGCGGCCGGCCAUCCUGUCUUCGAUCGCGCGGCCGGCAGCGCCCUCCGCGCAGCCCUCCGCCGUAGCUCCCGCCGCAACUCCCGCCGCAAAUUCCGCUGUGACUCAUGCCGGGAUUCUCGCCGCACCUCCCGUUCUCGCGAUUUCCGAACCAGCCAAGCCGUCGCAUACAGAUUCUAUUCCUGUGGCUGCUCCGAACCUGAAUGACACUCAGGAUCGGAUUGGGGAGGCUCGGAUUGGAGAGGAUCGGAUUGGGAAGGGCGGGAUUGGCGGAGCUAGUGGGGCAGGCGGAGUAGAAGCUGCGGAAGGUGGGGGAAGGGAGGGAGAAAGCGGUGCUGUGGGGGAGAGUGCGGUUGAAAGGGAUGCUGAGGAGGAAGAAUUGGACGGAGAGGCCGGCAAACUCUCCCCCACAGGGGGGAUUCGUCCCAUAGCUGGGAUUUCUGCAGCAACCCCCGAUGCAGGUUCUCUGAAGGAAGUAUUGCGUCAGGUAGAUGAGUUAAAGGGUGCUUUGGCGCGGGAAAAGGAUGCUAGAGUGGCAGCAGAGGAGCAGGCGAAACGGGCAGAAAGAAAAGCUUCUUGCGCGGUCGAGGAAGCUGCCCGGGCGGCGGACGGGCAGCGGCGGGCAGAGGCUGAACGGGCAGAGAUGGAAAGAACGAAAGCUGAGAUGCUGAAAAAGCUGCGGCAUAUAGUAGAGGAGGCUGUGAAGAGAAAGAAGGAGGCAGAAGAGGAGAAGGCCAUUGCCGAAGCUGCCGCCGCAGCUGCGGUGAAGGAUCGGAACGAGGCUCGGAAGGAGCGGGACGAGGCUCGGGGAGAGAGGGACGGGGCAGUGCAGGAGAAGGAGCGGGCAGUGCGGGAAAGAGAGGGUGCUAUCAGUAAACUGGAGCGGCUUAUAAAGGAGCGGGAUGGAGCGGUUAGGGAGCGGGAGAGUGCGGUGAAAGAGAUUACGAAGCGGUUGAGUAGUGAGAGGGAUGGUGCGGUGAAAGAGAGAGAGGUGGCUGUGUUACAGAGGGGAGCGGCUGUGAGGCAUGUAGAGGCGGUGGAAGGGAGUGUGCGGCGCGCUGUGGGGAGACUGGGGAGAGAAGUGGAGCGGAUUGAGAGGAUGUUUGAAGGGAUGUUUGGGGUGCGACGGGAGAGAGAGGAGAUGGAGGAGAGAGCGGUUGCAAUGGCUAUGGAAGUUUCUCAGUUAGAGUCUGAUGUGGUUGAUGCGAAGCUGGAGGUUGAGAGAGUGAGAAAGGAAGGGGAGGAGGAGGUGGAGCGAGUGAGAAAGGAGGGGGAGAGGAGGGUGGAGGAGGGGAGGGUGGAAGGGGAGAGGUGGAGAGCGGCUGCUGAGGAAGCGGAGAGGAGAGUGAGGGAGGUUGAGGAGGAGAGGAGGAGGGAGAGGGGGAGGGUGGAGGAGUUGGAGAGGGUGCGAGGGGAGUUGGAGCGGUUGAGAGAGAGAGUUGGGAGGAGUGGAAAGGCUAGCAAUACAGACGGAGUGGGGACAGAGGGUGGUGGAGGAAAGGAGGGGAAGGAAGGGAGGGAAGGGGAGGAGGAGGAGGGGAGAGAGGGAAGCGUGGAGGAGAUCAGAUGGGUGGAGAGACGGUUAGAGGAGGCGGAGAGGGCUGUGAGCGAUUGGAGGAGCAGGGAGAGUGAGGCACAGAGCCGUGCUGUUGGUGCUGAAACGAAGCUGGCAGCGAAGGAGAGAGAGAUAGAGCUGCUGCAGAAGCAUGUUGAGGAGGAGAGGAGGGAGAAAAAAGAAGAAGCGGAAAGGAACAGGAAGGAGGUGCAGCAGUUGGAAGGGGCGUUGCGCAAGGAGAGGGAAGCUGGGAGGCGAUUGAAAGAGGCGUUGGAGGGGUUGCAGAGGGAGGGGACGAGGGCUGCUGAGCAGAUCGCGGCACUCCAGGCCAGUCUGGCUGAGUGUGAGGCGGAGGCGAGCAGAUGGCGAGAGGCAGCCAAGGAGGAGGCCGCAGCGGGGAGUGCAGUGGCUGAAGAGAUGGAGGAGAUGCGUGGGCAGCUCCUUACAUUGGAGGGCGAAUCAGAGAAGUGGCAGCGGGCAGCAGAGGAGGCACAAGCCAUGCUGACAUCACGCGAUGAGCUGGCAGCAGCAGCAGUUGCCGCCCGGGAAGCAGCGGAGCGGUCGCUCCGGGCGGCAGACAGGCGGGUGGCGGAACUGCGCGAACGAGUGGAGGAACUGCAGCAGCAGCUAGAAGACGAAAGUACCCACCGUAGUGGAGCGAGGGGGGCUGAGAACGCGGCUGAUGGUGCCACUUGUUUGAUUUCAUAUACGGUUGUUAUGCAAUUGCAAGGCGCGUGGAAUGUACAUUAUGCUACCGGUAUUAUUUCAAGCAUUAUUGCAAAUACACUGUAA